AUGGCCGACAUCUUUGGCCUCCGCGGCGACCGGUACGCCUUCCUCAAGCUCGCACCCCCGCCGUCGUACGUCGCCGGUGCCGGCCGUGGCGCCCAGGGCUUCACCACCCGCAGCGACAUUGGUCCCGCGCGAGAGGCCCUCCCCGAGGGCGACGAGGCCCCAAAGGAGGAGGAGCACAACCCGGACCAGUUCCAGGACCCGGACAACGAGACGGGCUUGUUUGCCGGCACCGUGUACGAGGCCGACGACGAGGAGGCCGACCGCAUCUACGAGGCCGUCGACGCCGCCAUUGACGAGCGGCGGCGCGCCAAGCGCGAGGCCCGCGAGCGCGACGUCGCCGACAAGCUCCUCAAGGAGCGCCCGACCAUCCAGAGCCAGUUUGCCGACCUCAAGCGCGGCCUCGCCGACAUGAGCGAGAACGACUGGCACAACCUGCCCGAGGUGAGCAACCUGAUCGGCAACCGCGUCAAGAAGCCUCGGCUCGAGGGCCGCAGCUACGUCGUGCCCGACAGCGUCCUCGUCGGCGCCCGCGACAUGAACGCCGUUGAGCACACGCUCGCCGACGACCAGAUGAAGGACGGCCUCUCGACGCCCGCCGACGCCCUCACCGACUUUGCCGAGAUUGGUCAGGCGCGCGAGAAGAUGCUGUCGAUCAAGCUCGAGCAGGCCGGCGGCGACUCGGCGAGGGGCUCGACCAACGUCGACCCCAAGGGCUACUUGACCGGGCUCGACAGCCAGAUGCUCAAGACGAGCAGCGAGAUUGGCGACAUCAAGCGCGCGCGCGCCCUCCUCCAGUCGCUCACCAAGACGAACCCGAAGCACGCCCCGGGCUGGGUCGCCGCCGCGUGGCUCGAGAACGUCGCCGGCAAGCAGGUCGCCGCGCGCAAGAUCAUCGCCGAGGGCUGCGACCAAUGCCCCAAGAACGAGGACGUGUGGCUCUGCGCGAGCGAGCUCAACACGAACGAGAACGCCAAGGUCAUCCUCGCCAACGCGGUCCAGGAGCUGCCGCAGUCGGUCCGGAUCUGGAUGCGCGCCGUCGAGCUCGAGAACGACGUCAAGGCCAAGAAGCGGGUCCUGCGCAAAGCCCUCGAGUACAUCCCGGCGUCGGUCAAGCUGUGGAAGGAGACGGUCAAGCUCGAGGACAACCCGGAGGACGCGCGCAUCCUCCUCGCGCGCGCCGUCGAGGUCAUCCCGCACUCGCAAGAGCUGUGGCUCGCGCUCGCGCGCCUCGAGACGCCCGACCGCGCGCGCCAGGUCCUCAACAAGGCGCGCAAGACGAUCCCGACCUCGCACGAGAUCUGGAUCGCCGCCGGCCGGCUCCAGGAGCAGGAGGGCAACGUGGGCCAGGUCGACGCCAUCAUCGCCAACGGCGUGUCGGCGCUCAAGAAGAACGGCGCCGAGCUCUCGCGCGAGCAGUGGCUCGCAGAGGCCGAGCGCGCCGAGAGCCAGGGCAGCACGGUCACGGCGCAGGCCAUCGUCAAGGCGUGCAUCCACCUCGACGUCGACGAGGAGGACCGCCAGGCCGUGUGGCUCGACGACGCCGAGACGAUGACGACCAAGGGCCACAUCGCGUCGGCGAGGGCCAUCUACGCCUACGCGCUCAACGUGUACCCGCAGAAGCAGACGCUGUGGCGCAAGGCGGCCGACCUCGAGAAGCAGCACGGCGACCGCGAGACGCUCCUCGCCCUCCUCAACCGCGCCGUCGAGUCGGUCCCGCAAGCCGAGGUCCUGUGGCUCAUGGCGGCCAAGGAGUCGUGGCUCGCCGGCGACGUCGACGCGGCUCGAGGGAUUCUCGCUCGCGCGUUCGAGGCCAACCCGGACAGCGAGGGCAUCUGGCUCGCCGCCGUCAAGCUCGAGGCCGAGAACGGCGAGAUCGGCGCCGCGAGGGAGCUCAUGCAGCGCGCGCGUGACGUGUCGGGGACCGAGCGCAUCUGGGUCAAGUCGGCCGUGUUCGAGCGCACGCACAGCAGCACCGCCGCCGCGCUCGACAUGGUCAAGGCGGGCCUCAAAGUCUUCCCGGCGUCGGCCAAGCUCCACAUGAUGCACGCGCAGCUCCUCCAGGCGCAGAGCCCGCCCAACGUCGCCGGCGCGCGCGAGGCGCUCGCCGUCGGCGUGCGCAAGUGCCCGACGGCCGUCCCGCUGUGGAUCAUGGCGUCGCGGCUCGAGGAGAAGGCGGGCGUGCGCAUCAAGGCGCGUGCGCUCCUCGAGAAGGCGCGCAACCUCAACCCGAAGAGCGAGGAGGUGUGGCUCGAGAGCGUCAAGGUCGAGGAGCGAGACGGGUCCGGCGCCGCCAAGCCCAUGUUGUCUCGAGCCCUUCAAACCCUCCCCUCGUCCGGCCUCCUCCACUCGCACUCGGUCUGGUCCGAGCCGCGCCCGACUCGCAAGACGCGCUCGGUCGACGCCCUCAAGAAGACCAACAACUCGCCGACCGUCAUCGUCACCGUCGCGCGGCUGUUCUGGGCCGAGCGCAAGAUCGAGAAGGCGCGAGACUGGUUCGCGAGGGCCGUCGCCGCCGACAAGGACUUUGGCGACGCGUGGGCGUGGUGGUGGAAGUUUGAGAAGCAGCACGGCACAGAUGAGCAUCGCGAGGCGCUGUUGCAAAAGUGCGUCGCCGCCGACCCGCACCACGGCCAGGUGUGGCCGACGAUCGCCAAGGACCCGGCCAACGUCGGCAAGGACCUCGUCGCCAUCCUCGAGCUCGCGUCGCAGGCCGUCGAGGAGGGCACGUCGGGAGCGGCGGCGGCGCCAUGAGCGUGUCGAGGAGGGGGUCCGAGUGCACGUCACGCAGAACUUGUUGCAACUACCUCGCUGUUCAACG
Molecule: messenger RNA, 2818 nt
Organism: Rhodotorula graminis WP1
Lineage: Eukaryota; Fungi; Basidiomycota; Microbotryomycetes; Sporidiobolales; Sporidiobolaceae
Exons: 11
Coding region: 1-2751 (916 amino acids)
Biological process (GO): mRNA splicing, via spliceosome; spliceosomal tri-snRNP complex assembly
Cellular component (GO): catalytic step 2 spliceosome; U4/U6 x U5 tri-snRNP complex
Molecular function (GO): protein binding
Source: RefSeq, a predicted model, not a curated record